AUGCUGUCUGGUGAGGGGUGUCGCUCCGAGGAGCGGUCGGAGCAAGGUGUUCGAGAGGGGCCAGGGACCAGUUUUGGGCCACGAAUUCGAACAGAAUUCAAGUUCAGAAUCAAGAGGGGAACCACGUCUGCGUUUAGGAAAGCGAGGAGGCUGAACAAGAUAGCCCAACAGAAGAUGGAGACGAUUAAAAGGCGGGCAAAGGAAAAGGACACCAAUGUUCAAAUGUUUCAUGUAACUGAUAAUGAAGAAGACUACCUAAUGCCUGAAGAUACAGGUGAUCUGGUUAAAGUUGAAUUUGUCUUAGUGACGAGAAAAUCAGAUAUUGGCAUUGGCAGAAAUGAACUGGAUAGGAGGUUUUACCUGAAUAGGUUGCGAGAGAUAGGCCUUAAUAUAAUGGAAGAGUUAUCAGGUAGACAGGAAAAUAAGGAUGUUGUCAAAGCAUCCUUGAAGAAAUACGACAUUCCUACUGAUUCCUUGGAAUCUCUGGCCCAUCGUGUUCAAAGCGGAGAAAGAGCAUUUAGGAUGAAAAAAGAUGAUGAGUUUGAUAUAUUUUAUGGAAUUCAAGCCCCUGAAAAAUUAUUUGAAAAAUAUAUACAUCUUCUGGAUAUUGCUGAAAGGACAUGUAGCACUACUGGGCUGGAUACAGUCUCAAAGUCAACCAGAAUUCGAAUUAUAAAUUUUAUUCUCAGGAGCACAUCUGUCCCAGGCAUUGGUGGCCUUCGCGAAUUACUAAAAAACAAGACGUUUCAUUCAGCUUUCCCACUUCAUGAGGCAAACAUUUGGAAGAAAGAACAUGUAUUCCAAAAUAAGUGGGCUAAUUGGAAAAGUUUAUUUACCAAACAACCAAUCAAUCACAUAAGGCUCUACUUUGGAGAGCGCCUUGCUUUGUACUACGCCUGGCUUGGCUGGUACACUAUGAUGCUAAUUCCUGCUGCAGUGUGUGGUAUUGUAGUCUUUGUGUACGGAUUAAUCAACUUUGGAAAUAAUCAAGUGAGUAAGGAGAUCUGUGAUGCCCACACGACAAUAAUGUGUCCGCAGUGUGAUCAGAGGUGUUCGUUUUGGAGGCUGUCCGAUACAUGCGCCUAUUCAAAGAUUACGCAACUCUUUGAUCAGGAAAUAACAGUUCUGUUUUCAAUGUUCAUGGGAAUCUGGGCCACUAUAUUCCUGGAGUUGUGGAAACGAACCCGAGCAAGAGUCAUCAGUGACUGGGAUUUGUUCCAUUGGGAUGAGGAUGAGGAAGAACUUGCUCUUGGGCUAAUAUACAAUCCUGAAGUACCAACGGUAAAAUAUCACUAUUCAUUUGUGCGAACAGGAGUAGUCCUCUUCUUGGCAUGUAUUCUGAUCACUAUUAUAAUCUGUAUUGCACUUGGCAUUGUGGUAUUUCGAAUUGCUGUUUCUGUCUCACUGUUGAGAGCACCAUUGGCUAUAGUGCGUGAAGCUGCUAAACCAUUGGCUGUAAUGAUUAGUGCUGUCUUGCACUUUGUCACAAUUCUAAUCAUGACUAAGGUUAGUUAUGUUGUUGCAAGGAAACUAUGCCAAUUAGAAAAACAGCGUACUGAAUUAGCUAAAGAAAACAGCUUUACUGUAAAAAUGUUCACGUUCCAGUUCUUCAACAUGUUUGCUUCCAUUAUUUACACUGCGUUUUUUCUUGGAAGAGUCAAUGGCUACCCGGGUAAUUAUGUGAGAAUAGGGAAGAAGUGGCGACUAGAAGAGUGUCAUCCAAGUGGUUGCAUUACAGAUCUUUUUCUACAAAUGUCUGUUAUAAUGGUGUUGAAGCAAGUGCUAGGCACCACCGUGGAAUACGCUGUCCCAUACUUUAAAUAUAAGUGGAAGUGUCAGAAAAGAUUCUUGCGUGACAAUGUAGAGGACAUAACUAAUCAUUGGAUCAGAAAUUAUAACUUGGGUGACUUCGACUCCUACUCUGUGUUCAACGAGUUUUUAGAAAUGACAAUUCAAUAUGGUUUCACCACAAUAUUUGUUGCAGCCUUUCCAUUGGCUCCAUUACUAGCUUUUCUGAAUAACGUAUUUGAAAUUCGCUUGGAUGCCAGAAAGAUGAUUUGGCAUCUCAAACGACCAAUACCACGGAAAGCAAAAGAUAUUGGAAUAUGGUUGAAAAUUUUGGAAGUAAUUGGUGUUCUUGCUGUUAUUGGAAAUGGGUUGGUGAUCUCCCUCACAUCAAAUUUCAUUCCUCGACAAGUGUACCUUUACAAGUACGGUCCAUGUGGGAAUCAAACUCAACAUAAAAUUGAUUGUAUGACUGGGUAUGUUAAUAACAGUCUCUCUAUUCUCCAUCUGAAGAAUUUUGAGGAAACGAUCUAUUCUGAUGAUGGGUCAAAAUUGUUAGGAUAUCCGGUAACAUAUUGCAGGUAUCAUGACUACAGAAAUGAAUAUACCCAAGAUCGUACUGUCCAAUAUUGGCACAUUCUUGCUGCUCGUUUGGCAUUUUUAGUGUUAUUUGAGAACAUUGCGGUUUGCAUCAAGUAUGUUGCAUCUUGGUAUAUUCCUGAAAUCCCAGUUUCAAUCCAAAAUGAAAAUCUACAGAGGACAUAUGAGCAAUUAAAAGAGGAGCUGAAGAUGAUUCCAAUGAAAAGUGCAGGUACUUCAGUGGCUAACAUACAACAUCGUCAAAUGAUCAUUUAA
Messenger RNA from Pristis pectinata (smalltooth sawfish), 2640 nucleotides. RefSeq names its product anoctamin-9-like. The transcript is spliced from 25 exons. Bases 1 to 2640 code for a protein of 879 amino acids. Gene Ontology annotation, cellular component: plasma membrane. Gene Ontology annotation, biological process: chloride transmembrane transport. The record is from RefSeq and is a predicted model, not a curated record. Gene Ontology annotation, molecular function: protein dimerization activity; chloride channel activity. Lineage: Eukaryota; Metazoa; Chordata; Chondrichthyes; Rhinopristiformes; Pristidae.